CCCCAAAUCCACCCCAUCUCCUCCUUCCACUCACCUCCUCAUUAAAUUUCAAAUGUUUGGAAAAGGCCAAUACAUGAGGUCCCCAACUAACUUUGUCCCCUCUCUCUCUCUCUCUCUCUCUCUCUCUCUCUCUCUUGUAAGUUGUAACAUGAAGCAAAAAGAAACUAUAGCACAGCUCACAUAUUAACUAAUUAAACUACCCUGCCCUUUGCCUCAACCAUAAAAACCUCCUUCCUAUACAAACCCACACCACUGAAACACUUUCCACAACAAAACCAACACUCAACACAUAACUACCAUAUAUAUCCAUGGAGAUUGAGUCAGUGAAGUGUGAGUGCUGUGGCCUGAGAGAGGAUUGCACCCAGGAGUACAUUGACAGUGUGAAGGCAAACUUUGAUGAGAAAUGGCUCUGUGGGCUGUGCUCCGAGGCGGUGAGAGACGAGCUCGGCAAGGGGAGGAGGAAGGGCCAGGGGGUGGAGGAGGCCAUGAGAGCCCACAUGGCCUUCUGCAGGAGGAUCAAGUCGAACCCCGCGGUGCGGGUGGCCGACGGCAUGCGGCAGAUGCUGCGGCGGAGAUCGGGAGACAUGUCGAGUAAGUUCGGGCGGUCGACGAGCAAUUCUUCGCAGGUAGGGGAUGAGCCCUCAGCAUCCUUUUCUGAGUAUGGUUAAUUAAAAGUGUUUGAUGUUGUUAAAGACUAAAGAGAGGUUUGAUCUAAUUCUCAUGGCCUUUUUGAUUUCCUUCUUAUAGAUAUUCUCACUUUGUUAGAAUUUUCUUUUCUUGUUCUUUUCUUCUUUUUUCUUUGUGGCUUUAGUUUCUGAUGCAUUGUACAGAACUAUUUCAAUCUGAUGUGGGCUUCUAUGUCUUCUUCUCUCAUCCAAAUUUUCCAUGAAAUAAAUGAGCUACUUCCUCUGUUAGAGGAAAUUGCUGGUGUGAA
This is a messenger RNA of Ananas comosus (pineapple), 934 nucleotides long. RefSeq lists its product as uncharacterized. The transcript has a single exon. NCBI's taxonomy places the organism in Eukaryota, Viridiplantae, Streptophyta, Magnoliopsida, Poales, Bromeliaceae. The record is from RefSeq and is a predicted model, not a curated record. The coding region runs from base 309 to 668 and encodes 119 amino acids.